CCACACAACACUUUUUUCAUCAUUGAUCCUGCUUAUGGCGCUCGCGUUUCCAGGCCAUACUGUUGCGAUGCUCAUUCCCUCACAUUUAAGUCGCGCAAUAAGAAAAAACGGAAGCAGUCACAAAAUAACAUCGAUCCAGAAAGAUGAUACCGAAUAAUCAUAAUGAUGUGAAUGAAGCCUUGCGAUCGGUCAAUCCAUGCACAGAUCGGUUAUUGUUCAAAGACCAAAAGCACAAACAUCAUCACCUGAACGAACAACACCAACUGGAAUCGCAUGAACAAAGUAGCAGCGUCAUCAUGUGUAGCAAGGAUCAAACUAGCAAAAACAAUACCGACCAACAAUACAGGGACGCCGUGAGAUCCCUAGGUCCCUACGAUGUCGUUUGUGGGAGAGGGAGUGUCGCCUUCAACAAUAUCGGGAAUCGUCGGUUUCGGAUAAUAAUCGGGAUGAACGUCGACAAAUACAGCGCAAUCGAUGGACGCUUCCAGAAAGGAAUCUUUAUCGGGAACUUGGUCGAUGCACUCGUCUGUGAAAUGGGCGCGCGUUUCUUCAAGCAAAAAAAAACUGAUGGGCGACUGGUGGAGCUGACGGAAGCAGAGAUAAGAAAAAAGGUCGGCCACGCUUUGCGGGACAUGUUUGCUUUCCAGGAGAGCCAACAGCAACAGCAACAACAAGACGUUAAAGAACAAAAUAUGAUGGCAGGGGAUACAGCGACGUUAGCAAUACCUUCAUUGCUAUCACUGGCUCGAUCGCCAGCUCAUCACAAGAAGAGCAACGAUAUGAACUGCAGCUGUUUGCCUCAUGAAAGAACGCAACAAUCUCUCCCGCAAAGUCUCCCACAUUUUCCUCUUCCGACGUCCCUCUUGUUUCAAGAGUCCAUCGAAUCUAUCGAUGUUCCAAGGAACUACAGGGCCGACACUAAUAAUGGUUUUCAGGGAACAAAUAAUUUUGAAAUCCAGAACCGUUCCACCGAGAUCAGGCAACACGGUUUUUUCCCUGUGUCGAACAGAGACAAACGCCAACGGCAGAAAGAACUGCAACGGCGGCUCCAGCAGCAGCAGCAAUCUGGUCAUUUUUCGAUGAGAGAGCUUGAAGAGAGGCUAUCGGCUACUACCAACAUUAGCAAUAGUGAAAGGGAACGUCAAGGAACAAUCUGAAACAAGAACAGUGGUUUUCAUGAGAGGCCAAGUUACUCUCUACAUGCGAUCGAAAUAGAAAUACAUCGCAAGAAAAACGCUGAGAAAAAUAACUACAAAAUUUUGAUUUUUUAAACAAUAUUAUGGGAUGAACGAAAGAAAACAUUGAGUACGAAAAUUAGGAACCAAAAAGUGAAGUAGGUCCGACGUGCAUUAGUGUCGAUGUCAAGGGAAAUUUUCAGUUAUAUAACAAAUAAAUAGCAAGUAAGGGGUAACAAAUUAGAUUGGGAUUCAGAAAAGGACAAUGGCGCUUUCAUUUUUCCCACUCCAAUUCAAGAUUCCAGCUUCAUAUCAAGCAUUAUGUAAUUUAGGAAAAACUGAGGAACAAAUCUCAAACGAAAGUAGUUAUCUGAUUAAUGUAUCCGCUCGGUAGUAACAAGUUGAAUCCGUUCGUACGCGUAUAACCCGAAAUAAUAUACUAUAAUUCGU
Pseudo-nitzschia multistriata is the source of this 1625-nucleotide messenger RNA. The record is from the annotation of a GenBank genome assembly. NCBI's taxonomy places the organism in Eukaryota, Bacillariophyta, Bacillariophyceae, Bacillariales, Bacillariaceae.